Molecule: messenger RNA, 795 nt
Organism: Penicillium olsonii
Lineage: Eukaryota; Fungi; Ascomycota; Eurotiomycetes; Eurotiales; Aspergillaceae
Source: the annotation of a GenBank genome assembly
AUGCCCUUCGUUCAAGCCAACAGCCACCGGCUGCACUAUGCAGACUCCCACCCGGAUGGUGCUCCUACCACAGCCGGCCUGACAUUCAUCUUCAUCCAUGGCUUGGGCUCAUCACAAAACUACUACUACCCAGUGAUCCCGCACCUCACGGAAUUUCAUCGCUGCAUUACGCUUGACACAUACGGCGCCGCCCGCUCGGAAUACACAAAUGACACAAUUACCAUUCCGAGCAUCGCGGAGGACGUCAUUGGCGUGAUGGACACUCUACAGAUCCCCAAGGCCGUGGUCGUUGGCCACUCCAUGGGCGGCCUCGUGGUGACGGAGCUGGGAGCUCGCUACCCGACUCGAAUGCUAGGUGUUGUGGCGAUUGGCCCAACACAUCCGUCGGAAAUGUUGGUCUCGGUCAUGAACAAGAGAUCGAACACUGUGCUUGAGUCUGGAAUGGAAACUAUGGCCAACACCAUUCCCUUUGGAGCUGUCGGGUCGCGCAGCACCCCGCUGCAGAAGGCUUUCAUUCGAGAGCUGAUCCUUGGCCAGAACCCGAGUGGGUAUGCUGCUCUGUGUCGGGCGAUUGCGUCCGCCCAGCCGGCGGACUAUGCCGCCGUCAAGGCGCCAUUCCUGCUCAUCGCUGGCGAAGAGGACAAGUCUGCUUCCAUGGAGGGGUGUAAGCAUAUCUUCGAGCAUGUCUCAAGUGAGAAGAAGUCUUUAGAAGUGUUGCAGGGCGUUGGGCACUGGCAUUGUAUCGAGGCUGCCGACGAGGUUGGCAACUUGAUUGCCCAGUUUGUGAAACAUUAG